Messenger RNA from Dictyostelium discoideum AX4, 1470 nucleotides. RefSeq lists its product as hypothetical. Bases 1 to 1470 code for a protein of 489 amino acids. The transcript has a single exon. NCBI's taxonomy places the organism in Eukaryota, Evosea, Eumycetozoa, Dictyosteliales, Dictyosteliaceae. The record is from RefSeq and is a predicted model, not a curated record.
AUGUUUAAAAUAACUAAAAAUAUUAAUAAACUUUUAAUUAAACAACAAAAAUGUUUUUUUACAAAUCAUACACAACAAGUUAAUAAAAUUCAUCAAAUUUUAAAUAAUAACAGUGCAAAGAAUAAAACUUUACAUUUAAAAGAGAUUAAUGAAAAUUUAAAUGUUGAUCAUAAUACCUAUUUUAAUUUAUCAAUUUGUUUAGAUGAUAACGAAGUUGUUGAAUUAAAAAAUGGUGAAAAAUUUAAUAAAAAGAAAUUAUUAUUAAAAUCAAUUGAUAUGGAACCAAAUUCAAACUCUUAUCAUAAUUUAGCUUAUUUAAUUGAUAAUAAUAAUAAUAAUAAUAAUAAUAAUAAUAAUAAUAAUAAUAAUAAUAAUAAUAAUAAUAAUAAUAAUAAUAAUAAUAUAAUUGAAUUAUUAAAUGGUGAAAAAUUAAAUAAAAAAGAUUUAUAUUUAAGAUCAAUUGAUUUAAAUCCAAAUCAUUCAAUAGCGUAUAAUAAUUUAGGUAAUUUGUUGAAUAAUGAGAAAUCAAUUAAAUUAUUAGAUGGUACAAUUAUGACAAGAAAACAAUUAUAUUUGAAAUCGAUUGAAAUUGAUCCAAAAUUUUCAAAACCAUAUCAUAAUUUAGCAAAUCAAUUAAAUAGUUCAAAUGAAGUGGUUACUCUAUCGGAUGGUACAAAAAUGAAUAGAAGACAAUUAUAUUUGAAAUCGAUUGAUCUUCAACCAAAUACUUCAAAUUCUUAUUUUAAUUUAGCUGAACAAUUAGAUACAUCAGUUGAGAAUUCUAUAACUUUAUUAAAUGGUAAAACAAUGACUGAUAUUGAACUAUAUUUAAAAUCAAUUGAUGUUAAUCCAAAUUUAAAGAGUACUUCUUAUUCAUUUAAUAAUUUAGCAAAUUUAUUAUUAUCAAAACAACAACAACAAAAAUCAGAACAACAACAACAACAAGGUGAAAUUAUAAUAACUUUAUUAGAUGGUAGAAAAUUAAAUAAAAAACAAUUAUAUUGUAAAGCUAUUGAAUUGGAUAAUAAUAAUGUUGAAGCAUAUUAUAAUUUAGCAGUAUCUUUAAAACCUGAUGAAUCAAUUUUAGUUGGUGGUAAAAAUGUAAAUAAAAAGGAUUUAUAUAUUAAAUUAUUAGAAUUAGAACCAAAUUAUGAUUCAACUUAUUAUAAUCUUGCAAUUAUAAUGAAACCAAAUGAACUAAUCACUUUAGGUAAUAAUAAAAAUAUAUCUCAAAAAGAUUUAAUAUUAAAAGCUAUAGAUUUAAAUCCAAAUCAAACUUUAUUCUACAGAUUUUUAUUCAACUUAUUAUCUAUAGAUAAUAAUGGUAAUAACGAUUUUUCAAUAACAUUAUUAAAUGGAAAAUCUUUAUCAAAACAAGAAUUAAGAAUACUUUCAAAAUUAAAUGAAACUAAUGAAAAUCAAAGUCAAAAUAAUGGAUUACUUUCAAAAUUAAAAAAAUUAUUUUUUUAA